AUCAUCAUCACAGUGACAAUCGACAAAUACAAUGUCCUCGACCGAACCUGUUCCAGACCUUGAAGCAGGUAUUCUGUACUGGGCCACUCAGCCCGCAAACUACGACGGCGUGCUUGGUGGAUUUGGAACAGGGUCGCUUCCUCGCGUUGACGCUCUUGGAUCGCGUCGCUUCCUCCUCGAUCUCCUUCCUGAACUAUCCACAGUCCCAUCACCAUUUCGGAAUCUCUCCGCCCCUACGUCCGAAACUAGGCGUGUGAGAGCUCUUGAUGUCGGCGCGGGUGUCGGGCGUGUCACAUCAGACGUCCUCCUUCCCCUUGUCUCAGAUGUUGUCCUGCUCGAGCCUGUAGAGCCUUUCAUCAACGAAGCUCGAUCACGCGGAAAAGCCAGCGAAUCCGGUGUGGAAUUGAACGAUAGCGGGUAUAGGGUGUUGUGGAAGGGUAUCGCUGACAAAUCGAAGAGCGUUACGUUCUUUAAAGGUGCCUUGCAAUCUUUUGACCCAGCUGCACCAGGGACACCUCUGGAUCGAGUCGGUUAUCUGCCACCCGACGGUGAUGACGAUAAGGAAUCGAAAUUUGAUGUGAUUUGGUGUCAGUGGUGCCUAGGUCACUUGAAAGAUGAUGAUCUUGUGCAGUUCCUGCAGAUGAGCAAGAAGGCUCUACGUGAUGCGAGGAGUCUCAUCGUGGUGAAGGAGAAUUUAUGCCGUGAGCAAGGAAACGAGCCUGUGACCGUUUUUGACGAGCAAGACUCGACCUUCACUCGGUUCGUAAGAAGCGAUUAUGUUUUACAAAAGUCUUUACUUUGAUUUGUAGGUCAGACCUGGCAUUCAAAAAU
Molecule: messenger RNA, 831 nt
Organism: Suillus clintonianus
Lineage: Eukaryota; Fungi; Basidiomycota; Agaricomycetes; Boletales; Suillaceae
Product: alpha-N-methyltransferase NTM1
Exons: 3
Coding region: 32-802 (256 amino acids)
Biological process (GO): N-terminal protein amino acid methylation
Cellular component (GO): cytoplasm
Molecular function (GO): N-terminal protein N-methyltransferase activity
Source: RefSeq, a predicted model, not a curated record